AUGAUGGACGGCAUUGAAGAAAACGGAUCGCCAAAGCAAGCCACCAGUCCUAAUGCAACUGCACCAGAAAUGGUUGGUUCGCGUCAAGCAUCCGUUGAGGGUGGAUCGACGGCAGGAUCUACGACAACGCUUCCAGAUAACUCGCUUCUGGUUGAUAUUUCCGAUGCUUUGAGCGAAAAAGAACGUGUUAAAUUUACCGUCCAUACACGCACUAAUCUGCAAGGGUUCGAUAAAUCCGAUUUCCUGGUCGUUCGCCAACACGAAGAGUUUGUCUGGCUGCACGAUCGCUUUGAAGAAAACGAGGAAUAUGCUGGGUACAUUAUUCCACCAUGUCCUCCGCGACCAGAUUUCGAUGCAUCGCGCGAAAAACUGCAAAGACUGGGUGAGGGCGAGGGAAACAUGACAAAGGAAGAAUUCAAAAAAAUGAAACAGGAACUGGAGGCGGAAUAUUUGGCCACAUUCAAGAAAACUGUCGCCAUGCAUGAAGUAUUUCUGACACGCCUUGCUUCACAUCCAGUGUUUCGAGAAGAUUCGCACCUGAAGGUGUUCCUCGUGUACGAUCAGGAUUUGUGUGCGAAAAUAAAGAAAAAAAUCGACAUCUUCGGAGGACUGGUAAAGAGCAUCGGUAAAACGACGGACGAGAUCUACCUUGGAGCUACAGUAAAAGAUGUAAACGAUUUUUUCGAGCACGAAGUGCAUUUUUUGACCGAAUAUCACUCACACCUGAAGGAAGCCGCUAUACGUACUGAGAAAAUGACCAACAAACAUAAGGACGUGGCUGACUCGCACGUACGCAUCUCGAUGCAAUUGCUCGGACUGUCCACGGCGGAGCAUGGUUCAAUGGAAAAAUUUUUGGCUAAAACAUCGGACAUUUUCGAAAAAAUUAGGAAUUUGGAAGGGCGCGUGGCUAGUGACCAAGAUCUGAAACUGGGCGACACUUUGAGGUACUACCAACGGGAUAGCUAUGCCGCCAAAGCACUUCUCAUUCGUCGUUUACGCUGUUUGGCCGCGUAUGAGACAGCAAACCGUAACUUGGAAAAGGCACGGGCAAAGAACAAGGACGUGCAUGCCCCGUUGGAAGUGCAGGAGGCUGAAAAUGCCCAAACGCAAGCAUGUGAAAAGUUUGAAUCCAUGUCAGCCCGGGGCAAGGAAGAACUCGUCAGCUUUAGAUUGCGUCGUGUAGCUGCCUUCAAGAAAAGCUUAACGGAAUUGGCAGAGUUGGAGAUAAAACACGCUAAAGGACAGUACGAAUUUCUGCGCCAAUCGUUACUCUCGUUACAAGAACUGGCUUAGACACGAUGUAUAAACCAAGCAACAUUUCAGCAAAAAUCAUUUAAGGAUUAUUGCAGAGUAAUCCGACGAACGUAGCCGUCUAUGUGGAACAAUACACUUUUUUACCUUUGCGGAAGAGUCCAUAGUCAACGGCGGACCGAAAUCUGCAUAUACCGUAAACAAUGUUUGCAUUUGUGAACGACUGAAAGCUGUAAUAGGAGCCACCAUGAGAAUGUUUCGUAGUUAAAACAACAAGCAAAACAUUGUAAUUGAUGAUGAACUAACUAAAUCGUUCAUAUCAGGGCAUCUUCAUUUAGCUCACCAAUUUUUUGUUAUUUGCAACAACGAGGGUACUAUUUGAACAGCGGGUUCUACAAAAAUACGUUUGAAGCCAUUAUCUUAGUUCACAUUUUUACAUUCUACUGUUGGCUGUUUAGAUAAGGAAAACGUGAAAAUGUUGACGUGAGAGAUAGAUGCUUUCUUUUGCUCGAUGCAAUUGUGUUAGCAUCAGUUAAAUUAAAUCAAUUUUGACCAUAUAUUCCUUUGUUAGAAGUUGUAGAAUUUAUUCACUCGAAUUAUAUCUAAAUAAUCGGAAUUAUGUAUUGCAAUUCAUUUAUCUUCCAUUGAACAUUUGCUAGCGGAAGCAAAGAAAAAAAGUAAAAGAAACGUAAGUGAGAAUAUACGCGUUUAUUAUUACAAUUGUGCGUUUCUGAGCGUACAGUAAGAGGAAUCAGGUAUUUUUAGUGCAUUUUUAUUGUAUCACAAAAAAAGAAUUAAAAAUGGAUUUGAAGUGAAAACCAAAACCCGAACAGCUUGUACAAACGCAGCGUGAAGGUAGGAGAACUUAUUGGGACUUUAUUUUUUCUACUGUACUCUUUAUACACCUGCUGUUAGUCUUUUUUUUCUGACUCUAAUCGAGGAAAAGACGAUUCAGAUAAACGCAAACAGCAUGAGCUCGUACUGAAGCCUGAAUGAUCUAUAGAAAAGCAUACACAAGUCGGUAAUUAGUUACUUGUCUGAAAUAUUGAUGAUAUUAAUAAAACAACAU
Anopheles nili is the source of this 2320-nucleotide messenger RNA. It is a transcript of the gene Snx6, whose product is annotated as sorting nexin-6. Gene Ontology annotation, molecular function: phosphatidylinositol binding. Lineage: Eukaryota; Metazoa; Arthropoda; Insecta; Diptera; Culicidae. Gene Ontology annotation, biological process: phagosome-lysosome fusion involved in apoptotic cell clearance. The coding region runs from base 1 to 1293 and encodes 430 amino acids. The record is from RefSeq and is a predicted model, not a curated record. The transcript has 7 exons.